Physeter macrocephalus (sperm whale) is the source of this 1659-nucleotide messenger RNA. It is a transcript of the gene CALN1, whose product is annotated as calneuron 1. The record is from RefSeq and is a predicted model, not a curated record. Gene Ontology annotation, cellular component: trans-Golgi network membrane. Bases 478 to 1176 code for a protein of 232 amino acids. Gene Ontology annotation, molecular function: calcium ion binding. Lineage: Eukaryota; Metazoa; Chordata; Mammalia; Artiodactyla; Physeteridae. The transcript is spliced from 6 exons.
ACUCAGAUGGGCAGUGCCUGGGUCCACGGCCCUGCAGUUCUGAUGCAAACCACGUAGCCCAAGAUCCCCCCGGGGUUCCUGGCUGCACUUCUCCACCUUUAUUGCUCCGCUUCCUUGCUGAAGAGAGAGGUGUGCAGGAAGCUGUUCCAGCAGCCGGGAGCAGUGGCCGGAGCAGCAGCAAAGACGGCAGCAGGCGCAGCGCCGGCACCCUCCAAAUUGGGACUCUAGCCCUUUAAAUCUUCUCAGUUACCAAAAAAGAAGAGGCAUCAGACCCUGUUAAUUAAAGCUCGCCCUGGUCCAUCAUUCUGAGGAGCUGCAGUGCUCUGCUCCUUCCUGAUGGCUUAGAGAUUCUCCUUAACUCCCAGCCAUGGAUCUUGGAGAAUUUCCCCUGAGAUCAGCAGGAGAAUCUCAGCGUCUCUGCUGACGUUCCCUUGGUGUACUCACAAAUCUCUCUGAGAACAUCGCCCUGGACCCCCGAUGCGGCUGCCUGAGCAACCUGGAGAGGGGAAGCCUGAGAAUGAGGAAAAGGGGGGCAGAGGAGCCCCCGGAGGGGGAGAGGAGCCGCUGAGGACCCGGGCCCCCGACUUACCCGCUUGGGAGAAGAUGCCUUUUCACCAUGUGACCGCCGGCCUGUUGUACAAGGGGAAUUACCUCAACCGAUCCCUCUCUGCUGGCAGCGACAGCGAACAGCUGGCUAACAUCUCUGUGGAGGAGCUUGACGAGAUCCGAGAGGCCUUUCGGGUUCUGGACCGAGACGGCAAUGGCUUCAUCUCCAAGCAGGAGCUGGGAAUGGCCAUGCGCUCGUUGGGGUACAUGCCGAGUGAGGUGGAGCUGGCCAUCAUAAUGCAGCGCCUGGACAUGGACGGGGAUGGUCAGGUGGAUUUUGAUGAAUUCAUGACAAUUCUUGGCCCCAAACUGGUGUCUUCAGAAGGUCGCGAUGGUUUUCUUGGAAACACAAUAGACAGCAUAUUCUGGCAGUUUGACAUGCAGAGGAUAACUCUGGAAGAGCUGAAGCACAUCCUCUAUCACGCCUUCCGGGACCAUUUGACGAUGAAGGACAUUGAGAACAUCAUCAUCAAUGAGGAAGAGAGCCUGAAUGAGGCCUCGGGGAGCUGCCAGACGGAGUUCGAGGGAGGUAGGUGCCUCUGUAUCUGCUCCCCGCCUGGUCUGGGAUAGGCCGGCCCUUCCACAUCCUCUGUAUGAAAAAUGUGUUUUACAGUCUCUUGGGCCGAAGUGGCCUUGGACAGAAGUCACAAAUCCAGGACCGAGGUUAACAGAUCCUUUUUGCCAAGAUGUAGUAGGUUUCUUUUUUUUCUAUUUUUUUCCCCCAACUCUGCAUUUUUGCAAGACCUGCAUUGACCCUUCCUUCCUCCGGUGACCCUGAGGUCUGUGACUUGAUGCGUGGCUUUGUGGUGUUGGCCUUUAUUUAGUGGGGGCUGCGUGGGGUGAUGUAGGGAGCCUGUCUGAGCUGUCCGCAAACCUGGAUCAAGUCCAGUGGCUAAUUGUGUGACCUUGGGCAAGGGGUGUAUCUUCUCUGAAUGAGUUUCCUCACCUAUAAACAUCAGGAUAAUGACACCUACUUCACAAGAUCCUUAGGAAUUAAUUACCUCUAUAUUCUAUGCUCUCUGAAUACACUGGCCAACAAAAGCCCUGCUCAUG